AACAGGGAAUGUUAGCCAUGAUUCUAUGUGGUUCAAGAUAUAUGAGGUGAAUGGUAGGGGGUUAAAUCUGUUUUGGAGCAUUGUGAUGAUGGAGGAAGAGGUGGAAAGCAUCCAAGUUUUGAAGGUUUGGGAUAUCAUGGAAGGUAGUCGGAAGCAAUUACAAGUAAUAAAGCGUAUCAGCAAGUUUUAUCGAGGUUACAGUGAGGAAACAAGGGAUCGAUGCAAAGAGAAGUUGUGGGAAAGGGAUUUGGAGGUUCCAAAGAGUUGGUGGAAGGUGGAUAUAUCAGCAAUGAGUUUAACCAAAGAAGAAGCAGGAUCUUCAUGGUCCUGAUGGCAAAAACUGGCACUUGGUUUUUGAACCGCUAUGAUCCUCCAAAAGGCAUGACGACUUCUCAUCUCUACCGGUCUUUAUGAAAGAAAUUAAAAAUAAAAAUCGAUCGUUACGUGUCGGAUUGGUCCCUUGAUCAGUCCUUUAGUUUUAACUGUUUUGUUUUGUGUGUUUUAUGUAUCAACUACUUAUAAGA
Cynara cardunculus var. scolymus (artichoke) is the source of this 524-nucleotide messenger RNA. RefSeq lists its product as uncharacterized. The transcript is spliced from 2 exons. The record is from RefSeq and is a predicted model, not a curated record. NCBI's taxonomy places the organism in Eukaryota, Viridiplantae, Streptophyta, Magnoliopsida, Asterales, Asteraceae. The coding region runs from base 26 to 331 and encodes 101 amino acids.